GUUUGGCGAUCUGGGCUUGUGGUCGGCAUGAUUACCAGUCGAUGUGGGCCUGUUUCACAAUAUAAAUUCUGUGCCAGUAUCUUUUGACCAAUAUAUUUGGAAGAGACGGGUCCUCUCAAAGGCAGGACAUAUACUUUAAGUAAGAGAACUUACUUUUGGUGAAGACUGUACUGGUGAGAAAUGAAAUUUUCCGUCCUCCUCCUUCUUUUUGUCGAUUUAUGUCGAAUUAUGAUGAGUAUGGCUAUUAAUUUUGUAUUACAAAUGAUCAGGAAGGUUGGGGCUUUAAAACAAUGUAAACGCUGCUUUUCUUUUCGUAUCAAACCUUGGUCACAGUCUCCAAUCAAAGUCCAUCCGUCGAAGAAGUAACAUUGCGAAAAACUGUCUCAAUUUUGGCAAAAUGACAUUCUCACAUUUAACAACUGUUGUACUAGCAGUUACUUUCGCCUUCGUCGUUAUCCCUUCCACCGAAGCUCUCAAGUGUUACAAUUGCUUUUUCCUGCAAGGAAGUAAUUCUUCGAUCUCGACGCCACAAUGCGAGUCCAAUACGAAAAACUUAACCUCAAUGAAUUGUGGAACAAGGACAGCAGAAGAAUUUUUGACCGUAACGGCUUCUCCCAGCUAUUCCCGGAAUUCUGUACUCGCCGUGAAGACUUUGUGCGGAACUGGGAAGGGGACUUCCAACGGUAAGAAGGUCGUUUUAAGAACGUGCAUUCCACUGGCGGAAAGUACUCAUGAUGGGAAGUGCAAUAAGUACUACGAUUGGACAAUCACGUUCCCGAACGGUACAACCUUUCUUCGUUUUCCGGCAAAUGGUACCAACGCUUUGGAGACUUGCUUAUGCUCCAAGGACGACUGUAAUGGGCAAAAUAACGCGAACGGGUUACACUCUGGGGUAGCGGUGGCUGUUUUGGGAACAUUCCUUGUCGCAUUGAGGACAUUAUAUUAAGCUUUAUUUUGUAUGAAUAAAAAUUGAAAAUUGAAGUGAACGCAAUUAUUUCACAUACGCGUAUAUUUAAAAAAUAAUACUUAUCUACGUACAUACACGAUUAAUAAAUUCAGCAUUGUGUUACGUAAUUGUAAAAAUAAAAUGUUCAGAAGGGA
Molecule: messenger RNA, 1101 nt
Organism: Folsomia candida
Lineage: Eukaryota; Metazoa; Arthropoda; Collembola; Entomobryomorpha; Isotomidae
Exons: 4
Coding region: 398-946 (182 amino acids)
Source: RefSeq, a predicted model, not a curated record